UGCAAACAAGGUAACGCCUCGAGAACUUUGCCUGUUUCCUCAGACCAGACGGAGGAUGGCUCUGCUGGGGUUGGUCUUCAUUUUUGUGCUCCAGUUUGGGGUGGUCAACAGUCAAGAGAAGAUUUAUCGCAUCUUCCAACCUGAACAAGACGCCACCCUGCCCUGUGGCUCUCCGUCAUCCUCUGGACCUCUGCAGUGCUCUGAUAUUUCAUGGCUUUAUAACAGAGAUCCAUCAGAGACCGUUAUGGAGGCAAGCAGUGGGGAGGUGAAGCAGACGUCGUCCCGAGCUGACCGGCUGAGUUUGGACUCCAACUGUUCUUUGGUCAUUAAACAUGUCACUGCUGAGGAUGUUGGUCUCUACACGUGUCGACGGGGUGAUUCUGAUCCUUACGAUGUAAAUGUGUAUCUCAGUGUUUUUACAGUCUUUCCCACACCAACGGACUCUGAUCCAAGGAGCCCCAUUAAACCCAGAUUAGAGUGUUCUCUGCUGAGAUACAGAAGUUUGAGUUCCUGUCAACCAAACAGUCUCCUCUGGGUGGAUGAGAACGGAGCUGUGAUUACUGACGGUGUUACAGAGAGUUCCAGAGAUGCAGACUGUUUCUCUGACCUGAAUUUGACGCAUCAGAUCAGCAACAAUGAGAAAUUGACCUGCCAGUCUGUUAACGAGGAGAACAAUGUGGAGAUACAGGCUGACUACACACCUUUCCAACCAGGAACUCGGUGUAAGACAACCGCUAAAGCUGACAUCGUGCUGCUGAUGGACGAUUCCGGGAGUAUCUCCUCUAGAGACUUCAGAACCAUCCGCCGCUUCAUCGCUGACAUAGUUGGAAUGUUUGACAUCGGCCCUGACAGAGUUCAGAUCGGUCUGACUCAGUACAGUACUAGACCAAGAACCCAGUGGCACCUGAACGCCCACAGAACCAAGAAAUCCCUGAUGAAUGAUGUUAACAAGCUGCAGCAAGAAGGAGGCCUCACCAACACAGGACGGGCUCUGACACACAUCCUGGAGAAUGACUUCCAACCCAACGUUGGGAUGCGAGAGGACUCACGAAAAAUCCUCAUCCUCUUUACGGAUGGAGACUCCUCUGACCAAGUUACCAUGCCGUCACAAAACCUGAGGGAUAAUGGCAUCGAGCUGUACGCCAUCGGUGUGGGUGAUGCUGUUCUGAUCAAGUUGAAGUCCAUCGUCUCUGACCCACAUGACACUCACGUGUACUACGUCAGUGACUUUUAUGAUCUGCGUUACAUCACCAACAGUCUCACUGACAACGUGUGUGACAGCAUCAAGGGUCCAGUACGCAGCAGUCAGAAAGACUUCUAUCACUUCUCCCUACCUGAACAAGUCGUCACCCUGCCCUGUGGUACUCCGUCCCCCUCUGGACCUCUCCCAUGCUCCGACAUGUCCUGGUUUUAUAGCAGAGCUUCAUCAGAGUUUUUUACUGAGGCCAACGAAGGAAAGGUUAAUCCCAGGUCAGUCCGAGCUGGUCGGCUGAGUUUGGACUCCGACUGUUCGUUGGUCAUCAAACGUGUCACUGAUGAGGAUGUUGGUCUCUACACGUGUGGCCGUAAUUAUGAUGAUCGUUACAGCGUCAGAGUGUAUCUCAGUCUGUUUUUAAUCUCUCCAAAACCGACAGACUCUGAUCCAACGAGCAACAAUGAACUCCAGUUAGAGUGUUCUCUGUUCAGAUUCAGAGAUCUUCAUCUUUGUCCACCAUACCGUCUCCUCUGGGUGAAUGAGACAGGAGCUGAGAUUACUGACGGUGUUACAAAGACUUUCAGAGAUGAAGGCUGUUUCUCUGACCUGACUGUGACUCGUCAGAGCGGACACAACAAGACAUUCACCUGCCAGGUUGUUGAUGAGGAGAACAAUGUGGAGAUACAGGCCGACUACACACCUGUCUUCACAGGACGCAGCAGUCAAACAGACUUCUAUCACUUCUCCCUACCUGAACAAGACGUCACCCUGCCCUGUGGUACUCCGUCCCCCUCUGGACCUCUCCCAUGCUCUGACAUGUCCUGGUUUUAUAGCAGAGCUUCAUCAGAGGCUUUUACUGAGGCCAACGAAGGAAAGGUUAAUCCCAGGUCUCUCCGGGCUGGUCGGCUGAGUUUGGACUCCGACUGUUCGUUGGUCAUCAAACGUGUCACUGAUGAGGAUGUUGGUCUCUACACGUGUCGCUGUAAUUAUGAUGAUGGUUACAGCGUCAGAGUAUAUGUCAGUCUGUUUUUAAUCUCUCCAAAACCGACAGACUCUGAUCCAACGAGCAACAAUGAACUCCAGUUAGAGUGUUCUCUGUUCAGAUUCAGAGAUCUUCAUCUUUGUCCACCAUACCGUCUCCUCUGGGUGAAUGAGACAGGAGCUGAGAUUACUGAUGGUGUUACAGAGACUUUCACAGAUGAGGGCUGUUUCUCUGACCUGACUGUGACUCGUCAGAGCGGACACAACAAGACAUUCACCUGCCAGGUUGUUGAUGAGGAGAACAAUGUGGAGGUACAGGCCGACUUCACACCUGUCUUCACAGGACGCAGCAGUCAAACAGACUUCUAUCACUUCUCCCUACCUGAACAAGACGUCACCCUGCCCUGUGGUACUCCGUCCCCCUCUGGACCUCUCCCAUGCUCUGACAUGUCCUGGUUUUAUAGCAGAGCUUCAUCAGAGGCUUUUACUGAGGCCAACGAAGGAAAGGUUAAUCCCAGGUCCCUCCGGGCUGGUCGGCUGAGUUUGGACUCCGGCUGUUCGUUGGUCAUCAAACGUGUCACUGAUGAGGAUGUUGGUCUCUACACGUGUCGCUGUAAUUAUGAUGAUGGUUACAGCGUCAGAGUAUAUGUCAGUCUGUUUUUAAUUUCUCCAAAACCGACAGACUCUGAUCCAACGAGCAACAAUGAACUCCAGUUAGAGUGUUCUCUGUUCAGAUUCAGAGAUCUUCAUCUUUGUCCACCAUACCGUCUCCUCUGGGUGAAUGAGACAGGAGCUGAGAUUACUGAUGGUGUUACAGAGACUUUCACAGAUGAGGGCUGUUUCUCUGACCUGACUGUGACUCGUCAGAGCGGACACAACAAGACAUUCACCUGCCAGGUUGUUGAUGAGGAGAACAAUGUGGAGGUACAGGCCGACUUCACACCUGUCUUCACAGGACGCAGCAGUCAAACAGACUUCUAUCACUUCUCCCUACCUGAACAAGACGUCACCCUGCCCUGUGGUACUCCGUCCCCCUCUGGACCUCUCCCAUGCUCUGACAUGUCCUGGUUUUAUAGCAGAGCUUCAUCACAGGCUUUUACUGAGGCCAACGAAGGAAAGGUUAAUCCCAGGUCCCUCCGGGCUGGUCGGCUGAGUUUGGACUCCGGCUGUUCGUUGGUCAUCAAACGUGUCACUGAUGAGGAUGUUGGUCUCUACACGUGUCGCUGUAAUUAUGAUGAUGGUUACAGCGUCAGAGUAUAUGUCAGUCUGUUUUUAAUUUCUCCAAAACCGACAGACUCUGAUCCAACGAGCAACAAUGAACUCCAGUUAGAGUGUUCUCUGUUCAGAUUCAGAGAUCUUCAUCUUUGUCCACCAUACCGUCUCCUCUGGGUGAAUGAGACAGGAGCUGAGAUUACUGAUGGUGUUACAGAGACUUUCAGAGAUGAGGGCUGUUUCUCUGACCUGACUGUGACUCGUCAGAGCGGACACAACAAGACAUUCACCUGCCAGGUUGUUGAUGAGGAGAACAAUGUGGAGGUACAGGCCGACUUCACACCUGUCUUCACAGUAUGCAGCAGUCGGAAAGACUUGUAUCACUUCUCCCUACCUGAACAAGACGUCACCCUGCCCUGUGGUACUCCGUCCCCCUCUGGACCUCUCCCAUGCUCCGACAUGUCCUGGUUUUAUAGCAGAGCUUCAUCACAGGCUUUUACUGAGGCCAACGAAGGAAAGGUUAAUCCCAGGUCCCUCCGGGCUGGUCGGCUGAGUUUGGACUCCGACUGUUCUUUGGUCAUCAAACGUGUCACUGAUGAGGAUGUUGGUCUCUACACGUGUCGCCGUAAUUAUGAUGAUGGUUACAGCGUCAGAGUGUAUCUCAGUCUGUUUUUAAUCUCUUUAAAACCGACAGACUCUGAUCCAACGAGCAACAGUGAACUCCAGUUAGAGUGUUCUCUGUUCAGAUUCAGAGAUCUUCGUCUUUGUCCACCAUACCGUCUCCUCUGGGUGAAUGAGACAGGAGCUGAGAUUACUGACGGUGUUACAGAGACUUUCAGAGAUGAAGGCUGUUUCUCUGACCUGACUGUGACUCGUCAGAGCGGACACAACAAGACAUUCACCUGCCAGGUUGUUGAUGAGGAGAACAAUGUGGAGAUACAGGCCGACUACACACCUGUCUUCACAGACUGGUCUCCUCUGAGCUCCAUCGUGCUCGUUCUGCAUAUUUUAGCUUUUGUUUUGAUGAUUAUUGUUUUGGUCUUCGCCCUGAGAGGUAACAUCAAACCAUGGCGUAAAGAUACCAGCAUGCUAGAGGAUAUCAUUGCAGCCGACUAUGAAAAUGAUGAAGCAUGUGGUGCUGUUUCCAUCAAACUGCAACGACUUCCAGAUCAAGAUUAAGUCAAGAGAAUGCCAAAUAUGAUUUUCUUUUUCUUUUCAUUGUGAUUAAUCUCCUGUUUUUUUGAAGCUUGAAAGUCCACUAUUUUGUUUCUGUUGCCGGGCAACCAGAGCAUUUGGCAGCAAAAAGAUACACUCUUGGUGCGCCGGUAGUCGAGUGGUUAAGGCGCAUGCCAAUGCAUGCGACCCGGGUUCAAAUCCGGCCCGUGGCACUAUUUCCUGCAUGUCUCUCCCCGCUCUCUCCCCUGUUUCCGACUCUAUCCACUGUCCUAUCAAAAUAAAGGCAAAAAGGCCAAAAAUAAAUCUUAAAAAAAGAUACACUCUUGAGUUAUAUCUUGUAAUUGUAGUGUUUUUUCACAAUUAAGCUGACAGCAAAUGUUGAAACUUAUGGCAACAAAGAAAACGGACAGUCCAGGACACGUUUGAAACAACAGGAAAUUUCCUUUAGGAAAACGAUGACAAAGAAGACCUCAGUCUUAACUACAACUCCUGGGUAGCUUAAAAUCUAAAAACUUUCAGUAACUGCCACAGAACACUGCCUGAGACGCUGACGUGACUUAACCAAAGUGUGCUGAAAGAGAAAAUAAAUCAUGCAAUAAUAUAUAUUACAAAAAAGCUUAAUUCUGGAUCUUAAUAAUUGUGAUUAAUGCAUUACUGCUGACUGCGGUUGUUUUUUCAACAUGUCAUUAAAACAGGCAAUACACAACAUCCCAUGGCUCUGACUUAAAGAGAGGACAAUCAUGGCAGCAUCAGCUCUUUGAAAAUGUCCGACACUGACAAAAUAUAAACAUUUAAGCAACACAGAUUUGCUUCUAAAUGUGGGACUGUAUGUUUCUUCUAUAGCUGAUCUUGGAGUCAACAGUUUUUUUUUUUGUUUUUUUUUUUAUCUUUAAGAUUUAUUUUUGGGCCUUUUCAUGCCUUUAUUUUAUAGAGGAAGGGCAGUGGAUAGACUCGGAAAUGGGGAAGAGAGUGGGGAGAGACAUGUGGUAAAGGGCCACAGGCCGGAUUCAAACCUGGGCUGCCCGCGUACAUGGGUAGCGCCUUAAAUCACCAUCUGCGCUCCGGAGUCAACAGUUUUUAACAACAACUUCAAAAGAGCAUUCCUGUAUAUUAAAUCUGUGAAUUGCAAAUAUAUUACUCUUUUAUUGUUUUUAAACUACUCUGAUAUCACACGCGACUUAAACGUUUGCUUUACACUUUUGAAUUGUGUAACUAUUUACCUUAUCAUAUGACUACCAGUGAUCAACUUGGUCAUUUUUGUAAUUUUGUUUAUUUUUGUUUACCUCCAUAUUUUUACUUCAUUUAUAAUAAAAUACUUUCUAAAGACACUUGUAGCAC
This is a messenger RNA of Cheilinus undulatus (humphead wrasse), 5902 nucleotides long. RefSeq lists its product as uncharacterized. Gene Ontology annotation, molecular function: protein tyrosine kinase binding; MHC class II protein binding. Gene Ontology annotation, biological process: interleukin-15-mediated signaling pathway; positive regulation of ERK1 and ERK2 cascade; T cell activation. The transcript has 20 exons. Gene Ontology annotation, cellular component: membrane raft; external side of plasma membrane. The coding region runs from base 56 to 4567 and encodes 1503 amino acids. NCBI's taxonomy places the organism in Eukaryota, Metazoa, Chordata, Actinopteri, Labriformes, Labridae. The record is from RefSeq and is a predicted model, not a curated record.